GCCGAGCAAAGCAGGCCGUUUGCCAUGGACUAUGCGCUGUGUGCCCAUUUCGGUGACCGUUUGUAAUGGAGGGAUUGCCAGACUGGUUGCAAAACCUGACUGCCGAAGAGUUGGUCGAGGCACGAAGAGAAAAACUGCAGCAUUUGGAACUUUGGAAAAAGCUGAAUGCGGGGCAGCUUUACCAGGUCACGAGCCAAGAUGUUGAUGAACUCUUUGCGAUUUUUGAUGUCGAAGGAUCUGGCGAAAUUUCUAUCGAGGAGUUGAUGGAAAUCAACAAGGUUGACGGUCUGGUUUUGACCAGCGAAGAUGUGAAAGCCCUUGGCAGGGACGCUGACAAGGAUGGCUCGGGGCUGAUCAGUGCCAAAGAGCUCUACAAAGCCAUCAUCCAGGGAGAGGUGGCCUACAACCUUGUCAAAAAAUCCAUCAAUGAAGAGACAUUUGCUCAACAGCUACCUCCUGGAGAAUGUCUUAUCGACGACCUCAUUGAGUGGAUGCGGUAUGAGUAUGAGAUUGAUGCGGACCUGUGGUCCUUGCCACAAACGCUUUUUCUCUUUGCCAUAUUUCAGUAUUGUGCCACAUCGAAAAUUCCCGUGAGAUCGAAUUGGAGGAUGUCACAGAAUUAUGAUGCAGCUGAAUCUGGCUCCUACAAGAAGUCCUUCAUGUACGACUACACUUCACUUUGGGACUUUAUCGCAAUGACUUUUCUCGAACAGCAUGCCCACCAGGACCUGGACCUGCACACCGUUGGUCGCUAUUUUGUGCGCAAUCAAAUGCUUGGGGCAUCACGUUUCAGGCGAGUCCACACCGAACCGAUGAGGUGUUCAAUUCCACCUUAUUUGCAGCGGGUUUACUAUCCCUUUCCACUGAUUGGCUUACUCUGCUACAAGAUGGGUGAGCAGCUAGUAGACGAUCGUUUCCUGCUCUACCACGAAAGAUAUUCGGUGCUACAGAAGCGAAUCGCGCAGUGGACUGAUGAAUACUGGUUAGAUGACAACACCACUUCACUGUCUAUUGAUACUGUCUAUAUGAAUCCAGCGCUUGGCACGUGGACUUUCGAGCAGCUCACUUGGUUCUUCGAGAGCAAUGGCUACCUUCACAAUGUGCAAACGACAGAGACUUUUUUGAUCGACCCAUACAAAGAGUGGAGCAACGCGAUUCCGGAUGCGCUUUUCAUCGUAAUCAUCACGCGGAUUUUGUAUUUUGAGAUGAAGGAGUUGCUUCCAGCAAUGGGGACUGGAUUGGAUGGUAUCAUGAACUAUUUGCAAUUGUGGAAUGUGGUUGACUGGCUGACCAUCAUUUGGGGAGUCGUAUGUGUUGGUCUUUGGUUUAUUGCAGUUUGGCAGUUGCAGACUCUUCAGGGCACAAUAGAGGCGCUGCCACUGCCCGUUUAUGACGGGAUUGUGCGAGCAAAUCGAACCUACCUUGCUCCCUGGGAGGUGAACAUCAUCAUGUCCCAUGACGACUACUAUGGACGCCUUGGGAAUAUGUUUGAUGCCUUCCAGGCAGUUUCGAUUUGGAAUGAGUCUUUCCGUCUUGUGGCUGUGUUGUACCUCUUCAUUUUGAUGCUAAAGUUCUUCAAGUCUUUUAAAGCCAACAAGCGCUUGAAUGUGGUGAUCAACACCCUGACACACUCUGUAAAAGAUGUGUCCCACUUUGGCAUUGUGUUUCUGACGAUUUUUCUUUGCUAUGCUUGGGCUGCCCACGUUUUCUUUGGUGGGAACAUUGAAGCUGCAAGUUCCAUGUUUGGAGCGAUCUAUUGGCGAUGGUCUGGUGCUGUAGACUCCACCGACAUGGAAGACCUCACGGCUGUCGGCCGAGUUCUUGGAUAUGCAUAUUCCCUGUCCUAUGAAUUCCUGGUGCUGAAUCUACUCUUCGGCAUUCUUUUUGGUUUGAUUUUUGAAGCAUACGGACGAACAAGAGCAGAAGCUGGGAAGACCGACACCUUACUAACCCAGAUCCGAAAAUCGAUUGCUGAAAUGCGCCGAAAGAAAGAUUUCGUCAAUGAUUACUUUAUGAUUUGUGCUUUGGAAGAUGAAGAUGCACCAGCGCAUCCUGGAGAGAUUGUCACAGUGCGAAGUUUAUGCGAAGCCUUCGCAAGCAGCAAGAUGACUAAGGAAAAUGCUGAGUACAUAAUUCAGCACGUCCGGGACUUCAAAAUGAGCAAGUCACACGAGGUCGAAGUUGGCUUAGUUGAUGCAUUGAAACUCGUGGCGCGGAUGCGAACAAUCAGUUUGAAGAGCAUUCUUCGGACAGAGACUUUGUUGAAGCAGUUGAAAGACGAGAGUCAAAGACCGCAAGAAAUGCGCUACCGUUGCAUCAUGGCGGGCUUCGAUCCAGACAUUCCAGAAGAAAUGCAGGAGUUCAUUCGUGUCAGCACUCUGCAGGCCUUGGAGGAUGACAAUCCCUUGCCCAAUGUUGUCCCACAGGGGCCGCAAGAAAGCAAGCAUUCGAUGCACAGCCGCGCCUACAGCAGAGAGCAUUCAACGAAGGAGGGGACGAAGGAUAUUGUGGAAGACAAUGCCAAAGAGGAGCACAACUUCAAGGAGAAACAGCUGUUGAGCAAAGCGGAGGGCUUGGAGCUUGCCAUCUCUAAAAUGCACCAACAGCAUGUCCAGAGUGUGGACUCAAUAAGAGAAGAACUGAAUUUCUACCGAGAUCAGUCCGCGGAGUUUGAAGAAGAACUCUCGAAUUUGGAACGAGCAGUUCGAAGCAACUGCAGGAAAGGCCAAGAAGGUGCCAGCCAGGUGGAAGACCGCUUCAAAGAUGCGAAUCUUCAUGUUCUGCAGGAUUUGCCCGACAGACUUCUAAAACUCUCUGUGAUGGCCAAGGCAUCUCGCCAAAUCGUAGAGAGUGGCAAAACAGGUUUUAGCUCCGACCCGUCAAAGCGUCUGGAGAGCCGCAUUGCAAUUCUCUUUCAGCAUUGUCAGACCUUCUCAGACCAAGCAGAGGCACAGCAGGACCUUUGCACAUUGCUGGAUCGCCUGAUUUCAACGGUUUCCCUCAUGAGCGCUGGAAGCGGGGAGAAGGACAAUAAACGAAGCUGAUCGAAGUGCAUCUGCAACCGAACAGAAAAAGUUGAAGAUGCC
Messenger RNA from Cladocopium goreaui, 3086 nucleotides. NCBI's taxonomy places the organism in Eukaryota, Dinophyceae, Suessiales, Symbiodiniaceae. The record is from the annotation of a GenBank genome assembly.